GCCAGAUGUCGCGCGGCGUCGUUGACAGCGCAAUAGAAUAUUGAAUGGCGGCGGGAACAGUGCACUGAUCACUGAUCCGUAUCCUCUCUCUCUCUCUCUCUCUGUUCUUUUCUGUCAACGCAAAACGAUUCUACUCUUAAUUUUCUCUACGUAAAACAAUGUUAGCUGUGGACGCGGCGACAGGAGGACUAGUCGUAAUCCCGGCAAAUACCGCCCCAACUUCCGCCGCUCUUCCUCCGUCCAACGCCCUUUUUCUGACGCCGCAGUCGACCAUUGGCUUACAGAACGUUUCUUUAAAGCGCACCGCCGAACAGCAACAACCGCAACAACUGUCUUCUGCGGAGGAGAGUCAAGACGCGAAGAAAGUCAAAUUAGAUCUAACUCCUUCUGAACAGAGCCAACCGUCAAGAGUGGUACACUUCCGUUCGGUUCCGGCAGACGCUACGGAGCUCGAUAUUGUCCAACUAGGCAUUCCGUUUGGUCGUAUGACCAAUUUGGUAUUAGCAAAGAAGAAGAAUCAAGCCUUACUAGAAAUGGACGAAGUACAAAGUGCCCAAGCACUGUUGGAGUAUUACUCUGAAAGACAGCCUACGGUUAGAGGACGUCCCGUUUACGUUCAAUAUUCCAAUCAUCAGCAUUUGAAGACGGAACAGGAGGGCCAAAGUCCCGAAGCCGUUUCUCCGGUUACCAGUCAAGCGGACGACAGAACCGUAUUGCGAGUGAUUGUCGAUAAUAUGCUUUAUCCAGUAUCCAUUGACGUACUCAAGCAGAUAUUUUCCCGUUAUGGAGCCGUUUUGAAAAUUGUCACGUUUAGCAAAAAUAAUUUUCCAGAUCAACUGCAAGCUCUUAUUCAAAUGUCCGAACCAAUGGCUGCCCAAACAGCCAAAUUUAGCUUGAAUGGUCAAAAUAUCUACGGAGGCUGCUGUACCCUUCGGAUCGACUUUUCUAAGCUGACAUCGCUGAAUGUCAAGUACAAUAAUGACAAGUCGCGGGACUAUACAAAUCCGACUUUACCGUCUGGAGAUUCGACAUCGGGAGCGUUGACCAUUGAUCAAAUAGGAUCUCCCUACCGAACAAACCCAGCAGCACCAGGAGCUACAACAUUCAUUUCACCCUUCGCACCUUCGCCAGGUAAAGUGGUGAAUUAAAACUCAGUCACCUUGAACUAUCUAUCAAUUUUAUCUGCAUGGCCCGUUUUAAAAAAACCACAAUGUUUUUAUUAGAUGACCUAUUACUACUAUUAAUUACUAAUUACGACGAACCGUCUCUUUACUUUUAUUUCAACGAAAUUCUCCGUUUCUAAUAGCAUAAGCUUUCUUCCUUUCUUUCGAAUUCUUUUUCCACUACUAUAAUUAUUAUUCAUAUUCGUAAAUCACUGUUUUUUUCCUCUCGCCCCAUUAUAACAAAAGAGAGUGAAAAAAUAAAGUCGGAUUAAACGUUCAAUCACAAAAAAAACAUACUUUCCGUCUUCAGCUUUUUUUCUAAAGUCUUUAUAUUCUCUUCGUUCUACUUUUAGUUUUAUUUCCUAUUCGAUUAUUCGUUAGUUUUAUUUCUUUUUGUUUUGUUGUCGCUUGUAAAAACUUGCUAAAAAGCAAGAAAACAUCAAGAAAUCAACUUUCAUCUCUCUUCCUUGUUUCGUUCUUCUUAGAUAUUCGGCUGCUUCGUCCUCCUCUGUUUUUCUCUUCUUCUUAAUUUCCUUUUCAAGUCAAAAAAAAAUGACAAUAAAAUAAAAUACUUCCAGUUAUUGGUCACAUGACUGCUUUUUGUUAAAACACGUAUUAGAAUUUGGUAACAGAAGCCGUUUAGCGUUUAAACACAAUAAAAAGAGUCACGUGACUAGAAACAGAAAAACAAUUUAUCUAAUCUGUUCAUCUCAUCUUAUGAACUUAAAUGAUAUCUUUACAGUCAGGGUAACUUUUAUAUUAAUGUGAUAUUUUUUUUUACUCUUUAUAAACAGCUAUACCGUUUAUAGGACCUUCGAGUGUACCUGGAUUGAAUCUACCUGGAACAACACUACGAUUCCCGUCAAUAAGUUCGUCUCCCGCAAUCAAUUCAGUUGUGCUGGUAUCGAAUCUGAAUGAAGAAACGGUCACGCCCGAUGCUCUCUUUACCCUGUUUGGCGUCUACGGCGAUGUGAUCCGCGUUAAAGUACUCUUCAACAAGAAGGACAAUGCCCUUGUCCAAUACAACGACCCGUCCGGCGCCCAAUUCGCCAUACAGCAUCUUAACAACAUCCGCGUGUGGGGCAAGCCGUUGAAAGUAACCCAAUCCAAGCACGCCGUUGUACAGAUGCCUAGGGAAGGACAGCAGGACGCUCAGCUGACAAAGGACUACACUUCGUCGUCUCUCCACCGCUUUAAAAAGCCUAACUCGAAGAAUCAUCACAACAUUUAUCCUCCGUCUGCCACGCUUCAUCUAUCUAACAUUCCACCGAAUGUCGGAGAACAAACCCUAAGAGAUCUGUUUGGCGAAUUCGGAACGAUAGUCAACUUUAAAUUCUUUAGGUAAGUACACUAUCUUUUUGCCAUUCUUCCCCUCGUCCCUUCUCUUCACCAUAUAAACCAUAUCUCUUCCCUCUAUUUAUACGAGGGUGGGCGACUGGUAAGAAAUGAGAGCGAGAGAGGAAAGGGGAAGAGAAUAGUUUUACACACUCUGUAUGCCGUAAUUAAAGCCAGGUUUCCAUUAAUUAUCAAUAUACUCUCUUCUCUGACCAGAGAAGUAAAAAUAGGUCUACAUCAAUAUUUAAUCAUUCUCGAUUAGUAUCUGACACACAGUAAACAAAUAAGUCAUAAAACUACACACCCCGCUUUUCCUGCGUCACACGCUUGCACGCUCAACAUCUAUUUGAUUAUUGAUACGUUGAAAGAGAAUAUCUAUCUAUAUCUUUUUUAGCCGAUAGACAAUUGGCUUAACACAGACAAGUAGGCCUUGAUGACUUAUUUUUGAGUAUUUAAGUUAUUUCAAUAGUAGUAUUAGAGAGUGAGCUAACAUGAAUAUUCCCUGUGCCUAAGAACGAAAGAGAAGCGGUAAAGAAUGAAGGGAAUUUUUUAUUGUGCCUAUGUGUGUGCAAGAGUUGAGUGAGUAUAGAGAGAAAAUUAUACAUGCGACAGUGUUUUCGUGUCCCUACUCGUCUCUGGCUUGCGCAAACAGACUGUGUAAACAAUUCGAACGGCGGCCUGUUUACCGUCGCUUUAUUUGCAGCGCCGAUCGGGACCGAAAAGAUCGCAAGAUGGCUCUCAUGCAGAUGGACGGUGUCGAGGAGGCCGUACACGCUUUAAUCGUAAGUUGUCAACUUAGUUUCUCCGGUAUCAAUCGAAAAAAAGACAAAAAUCAAAAACACAUAAAAUGAUAAAAGGACCAAGAAAGAGAGAGAAAGAAAGAAAGAAAAAUAUGCUUUUCUUCUAUAUUUUAUUUAUCCAAAUAUUUCCCUUUCUCCCCUAUAUUAUCUUUUUCAUCCCUUUUGUCUCAUUUAACCUUAGUUAUCCAUAUUACACAUAGCCUUCUUUCACUCUUUCAAACGCAAUUACUAUGAUAUUUAUAAGGACUUUUACCACUUUGAGAAACAUUUUGAAAGAUUCAUAUACAUUUAUAUAUUUAUAUUUAAAGCGCCUUGUACACACAAUCUAAAUACCUAAAUAAUGUUUACAAACAUGCAAACAUACAUUUGGCCAUUAUAGAUAUCUACUGUUUAAUGAUUAGUCUAAAAAAAUAUGCUUAGUCAAGUAAAAACAUGGAGAAAUUUCAUACGCAACACGUUAAUACGUAUUCUAUGAAAAGUACGUCUGCACAAUUCUUAUGCAUAGUAAAUGUGUAUGUUUAAAUAAUGUACAUGCACAUACACACACUUCUAUAUAUAUAUAUAUAUAUAUAUAUAUAUAUGAUAUAUACUGUAUAUUUACGCACACACACACACACACAUACACAGACAGACAUACAUACAUGCAUACAUACAUACAAUACAUGCAUACACUUUUAUAUCGACCGGGCUUUGCAUUCAUGCAGUGUCGCCCUUUAUUAUUUCCUUCAUCAAUUAUUCAUUAGCCUUUUCCGCGGUAUUAUCACGUGACCGUAACGCGUCCUUCUCUCCUUGUUUUUUUUUUUCCCCAUUUUAUACCGUUUACAGGGUUUGCACAAUUACGAGUUGAUGGCCGGCUCGCACCUACGAGUCUCCUUCACCAAAUCCGUCAUUUGAGGACGGAUAUUUAAAAAUUCCUCCCCUUCCCCACAGGUUUCUUAGUUUUUGUUUUGGCUACAAAUUUAUCAAUUUGAUAAGAUGAUACAAAAAUUUUUUGCAUGCUGGAGAUUUCAACGCAUGGGAGAUUAAUUCCUUAUAAUUAUUAAUGUUUUAUUUUUUUAUUAUCAUCAUUACUCUAUUCUAAAUGAUAUUGUGCUAUCUUUCGCCUCUCUAUUAUAACCUAUACAGUAUGUAUAUACAGUAUAUAUUGAAGCGUAUAUGAAUUAUGUGCGAUAUAUGGAAGUUUUAUGAAGCAAUUUAGACAAAGAGACAUAUAUUGUACGUCAUUAAAUACGAACAUAUAUAUGCUGAAUAUAUAUAUUUAUAUAUAUAUUUAUCUUUUUGUACUGAGUGCACGUCUAAAAAAGUGGUGAUCGACUAUUGAAUCGGGCUUAUAUUGAUCUCUAUUGAAACGCAUCUGCGAUGAGAGGCUGUUCUUCAUUAGCAGUUAGACGACAUAUAUAUGAAAAGAAAAAAUUAAAAAAAAAAUUGCUAUUGAAUCGAUUCGCAGAUGGUACACAGUCGUAUUGAACAUUAGCUAAUCCUCCUUUUCUAUUCCUCACAGAAUUUGCAUAAUCAUCAACUAGCC
This is a messenger RNA of Dimorphilus gyrociliatus, 4823 nucleotides long. NCBI's taxonomy places the organism in Eukaryota, Metazoa, Annelida, Polychaeta, Dinophilidae. The record is from the annotation of a GenBank genome assembly.